GGUCUGUUCCAAUGCUUAACUAUCCUCAUACUAAGAAAGUCCUUCCUAAUUCAAACUAAAUUUUCUCUGUUGCAUCUUGAGGCCAUAACUUCAACUCCUGUCUCCUAAGGAAGGCAGACAGCUAAAACCUUUGAAAAUUUGGUAUUGAGAUGAACUUUGUAGUCAAUAAAGAACAAUGGACUAGUCAAGUACAGAUAAAUCAGUGAACUCCCAACAGCAUCAGUGGGCAGAAUAUAUGUUUAUAGGAUACUUGGCAGACCAGCUAAGAAUCUCUUGGAAAGGCCAUUCUUGUGGGACUCCACAUCUUGAUCAACCAAAGAGAAAAUGGAAACUUACUACCUUUAAUGAGUAAGACUCAGGAGCUGGUAUUGUGAAUUGCCAGCAUUUGGAAGGAUGUCCUUGACUGGAAAGGUGGAGGCAAGAUGUUAGCAGCCAGAUACCUCUAACAUAUCUAGAUGAAAAGAAAAGAAUCUAUAUGGACAAAAGGACUGAAUUAAGGUUGCGUGGGCAGCCUAAAAUGAAAUGUUUGUUUUUAUAAUGUUUAUGUUCCUUUAAAAGUUGUAUGUUAUUUCUUAGGUUUAAAAGAGCAAGAGAAGAUCCACCAUAUGGCAAAGCAGCAACUACAUCCAUCCGCAGCAGCAUUGGAAACUUUAGAUUGUCACAGACCUCUGCUACUGGAGCUAAGUAACAGCUAGAGAGGUUGUCAUCCUCUGUGCACCACCGCCAGAGGGGGAUGGGGCCAAGAUUAAUGUGGAUGCAUCUCAUCUGAGUUUUCCUCCCUAAGAUGGCUGGCUGGUUGAAACGGGUUCUGCAGAAACCAAAGCAACACUCCAACUCAGGAAGCAGCUCAACUGCUGCUCCCAAACACUCACCUUCCUCCCCCACCUCCUCCCCGGUGAGAAGCUCCAGUUCUUCUGCCAGCAGUUCAGUGCUCCACCCAAGGUCACUACUGUCCUCUGCCUCCCAGGUGAACAUCAGCAGCUCAGGAAGUGCCCGCUGGACCAAAAGCUAUGAUGUGUGCAUUUGUCACAAUGAAGGGGAUUUUGAAUUUGUUGAGGAGAUGGUCUCCUACCUGGAGAGUCAGCCUGAGACCUUCCGUUGCUUCCUGCAGUUGCGGGAUGCCACGCCAGGCAGCGCCAUUGUAACUGAGCUCUGUGAAGCUGUCCAGAACAGCCACUGCUGGGUCAUGGUAAUAACCCCUGGCUUCCUCCAGGAUCCCUGGUGCAGGUACCAAAUGCACCAAGCAUUAGCAGAGGCUCCCAUGACCAAUGGGCGCACCAUUCCAGUGCUGAAGGACAUCGACCAGAAGGACUACCCCCGGGAGCUGAGAUGCCUCUAUUACAUCCGUGUGACGUUCAAGGAAAAUGGCUUCAGGCAGAUUAAAGACACAGUCUUGCGCUACCUACAGGAGCUCUGUCAGAGCACCCCAAGCACAACCGAGUGACUGGAGUCCUGCAAAAGAAAGGGAACACCAUAAGGAAGCACAUCCUUGGGAAUGGACCAGGAAUCCACAUGGGUGUUUUCAGAGUCUCUGGAGCUGGCUGGAGCUAAGGUCCGGCUCCAUUCUCUGCAAAGCACAUACAGAAUCGCAAAUGGGAACUAACUCCCAUGAGGACUUUUGAGUGGAAGCAUCAGGCAGCUCUCUCCUGUGCGCACUAAUAUCAGGCUGUUUCGAGGCUGCUGAGGGUAGCAGUGUCUGACAAUACUGGCAACUGGGCAUCAGUUUCUGGUGCUAAAGACUUGGGGCUUGCACAUGGUUCUGUCAUACUGCACAUGGAAUUGAUCUGCUCCUGAAGCCACAGUGUUGGCAAACUCUCAGUCCUUUGAGGAAGGCAGUUAGUGAUGUAUGGCUUAGGGUUCUGGAGCCCAGAUGGCAGUGGCACAUCUUGACCCCACAUAGCAAUGUCCACAUCACCUUAUCACCCUUGAGUGCCAUGCUGGUUUGACAUGUUUAGCUCAUUGCAGCAUCAUGCUGUGACUGUUUUGUCUAGAUUUUUUUCCUCCCUGCUCUCCAGGUAGCUGUGCCAUGGUUACUCAGCAUCCCCCUGUUGAUAUGCAGGUAGGAAAUUACACCAACUGAAGCACUGACCAGUGCUACAACCAUGUGGCACUGCUGAUUUUUAAAAAGGGAUGCCCUACACCCUGAAGAACAGUUAUUGGCUUUUCUAGAGGCAGAUGAAAAGUGUCUGUGAAAGCAUUUUAUAAUGCAUAUUUUACCUUUUAUCCUGCUCUAGACAAGCCUUAGUUGGUGGUCCCUGAAGAGGACAAUAGUUUUCCUAGGUGAGUAACUAAAACCUACUUGCUGUAGGGUUGAUGACAAUAUCUGUGUGCUCAGUGCUGCCCAGCCACCCACUAAAAUGAUGAAACUGAAUUCCUUUUUGCAUAGUGGCCUUUUUUCCAAGAGGACUGGUGGAGCAUGUCCCACCCAGACUCGUAGUCUGGUAGUUGGGGCGCUCCUGGGAGACAUGGGGGUUUGAAUCCCUUUAGGCCAAAGAGGGAAAAUAAACUUUCCUGGGAGAGG
This is a messenger RNA of Gavialis gangeticus (Gharial), 2521 nucleotides long. It is a transcript of the gene TIRAP, whose product is annotated as TIR domain containing adaptor protein. The transcript has 4 exons. The record is from RefSeq and is a predicted model, not a curated record. NCBI's taxonomy places the organism in Eukaryota, Metazoa, Chordata, Crocodylia, Gavialidae. Gene Ontology annotation, biological process: signal transduction. Bases 785 to 1444 code for a protein of 219 amino acids.